Messenger RNA from Linepithema humile (Argentine ant), 3951 nucleotides. RefSeq names its product disc proliferation abnormal (gene dpa). Lineage: Eukaryota; Metazoa; Arthropoda; Insecta; Hymenoptera; Formicidae. Gene Ontology annotation, cellular component: MCM complex; nucleus. Gene Ontology annotation, molecular function: single-stranded DNA helicase activity; single-stranded DNA binding; ATP binding. The record is from RefSeq and is a predicted model, not a curated record. Gene Ontology annotation, biological process: DNA strand elongation involved in DNA replication; DNA replication; double-strand break repair via break-induced replication.
UUCGAACGACGCACGCGACAGCCAAUCAUCUUUCAUUACGUUUCGCGAGAAACAGAGUUGAUUGGCCGCUGAGGAUAUCAUUUCUCUAGUGACAAAAAGAAAUGCCCUAACAAGGCAACUAUCUCUCUCACUUGUGAAAAUUCAGCUCUUUUCGAGAGGACGCUCGGUCCGUCUGCAAUGCUGUCGAUUGAUGCUCAACAUUGCGCGGGAAAUUGAGCGAUUACGCACAUAUGUGCUCCAUCUUUUUCAAACUUCGAAGAGUUCCGAGGAGUCGGGAAUAAAGGAUUACAGCCUCUGUCAGCGAUGUCGAGUCCCAUGAGACCGCCGAGGACUCCCGUCCCGCAGGACGACAAUGCCUCGACGAACGGCACACCGAGGCGACAACCUCGCACGCCGCCCUCCAGAGCUGCCUCGAUCGUCGGGACGCCCAGCACCGUCGGAUCCGCGUCCACCAGACAAGGCACGCCGCAGAGGAGGACAGGCAACAAUCCAGUGGACACUCCGCUACGAUGGGGCGGCCGUCGCACCCACGAAACCAUCGCACCCUCGUCGGAGGAUCUCUCCUCCGUGCCGAUAUCUUCGCCGACGAUAGCCGUGCAGACGAGUCCUCUCGCCGCAGGCAUGAGCGAGAUAGAGCUGUCGUCUCCGUUGAAUUACGGAACUCCCAGCUCUCUGGCAUCAGUGCGCACCCCGCGCAGCGGUAUUCGGGGUACACCCGUUCGACAGAGGCCGGACGUCCAGUCUGACAGGCGUAUGCGACAAGUCAACUUGGCCGAGCCAAUACCGGAGGAGCCCAACGGUCAGAGAACAUCAGAGAGCGAGAGCGGUCCGCAGCUAGUAAUCUGGGGCACAAAUGUGGUGGUGGAUCAAUGUAAGAAGCAAUUCAAGCGAUUUAUUCUGCGCUUUAUCGAUCCGGAAGCAGAGAAUGAUGAGCUGCCGGAGAACAUGAAUCUGUCGGAUCCGCUUUACCUGCAAAAGCUCGAGGAGAUACAUACGCUGGAAGAACCUUACUUGAACGUGAACUGCGCCCACCUCGAGGCGUUCGACGAACAACUUUUCCACCGAUUAGUCUGCUAUCCGCAAGAAGUGAUACCGGCUUUCGACAUGACCGCAAACGAAAUGUUCUUUGAGAAGUAUCCAGCCGCAGUAUUGGACCAUCAGAUUCAAGUGCGACCGUUCAACGUUACGAGAACGAGAAGUAUGCGUCUGCUGAAUCCGGAGGACAUUGAUCAGCUGAUCACGAUCAACGGAAUGGUCAUCAGAUCGUCGAACAUUAUACCGGAGAUGCGCGAGGCCUUCUUCAAGUGCAUCGUGUGCUCCUUCACGGCGACCGUGGAGAUCGACAGAGGUCACAUAGCCGAGCCGACGGUGUGCACGCACUGCAACAACAAUUACUGCUUCAACUUGAUACACAACCGCAGCCACUUCUCCGACAAGCAAAUAAUCAAGCUGCAAGAAUCGCCGGACGACAUGCCGGCGGGUCAAACUCCGCACACGGUGCUGCUCUUUGCGCAUAAUAAUUUAGUCGACGCCGUCUCACCGGGUGACAGGGUCUCCGUCACCGGCAUAUAUCGCGCCUUGCCGAUGCGCGUGAAUCCACGAAUGUCGAAUGUACGAGCGAUCUACAAAACGCACGUCGACGUCGUCCAUUUCAGAAAACAAGAUUCCAAACGAUUGUACGAGCAAGAGGAGGGCAAAGACCAUGUGUUUCCACCAGAGAGAGUGGAGCUGUUGAAGCUGUUGUCGCAGAAGGAAGACGUGUACGAACGAUUGGCGCGACACAUCGCGCCCAGCAUUUACGAGAACGAGGACGUCAAGAAGGGAAUAUUACUGCAAUUGUUGGGUGGCACUAAGAAAGAACAAAGCAAAUCGAGUAAGAAACACUUCCGGUCCGAAAUUAAUAUACUCUUGUGCGGAGAUCCGGGAACGAGCAAGUCACAAUUGCUCCAAUUUGUUUUCAAUCUGGUGCCGCGCUCGCAGUACAGCAGCGGAAAAGGUUCCAGCGCCGUCGGCUUAACCGCUUUCGUCACAAAGGAUCCGGAAACUCGACAAUUAGUGCUGCAAACCGGCGCCUUGGUGCUCGCCGACAACGGUAUCUGUUGCAUCGACGAGUUCGACAAAAUGAACGACAGCACGCGCUCCGUGCUGCACGAAGUUAUGGAGCAGCAGACGCUGAGUAUCGCGAAAGCGGGCAUCAUUUGUCAGCUGAACGCGAGGACCAGUAUUCUAGCAGCGGCGAAUCCUUCCGAGUCGCAGUGGAAUAAAAAUAAGACGGUGAUAGAAAACGUCAUGCUGCCGCACACAUUGAUGUCACGUUUCGACUUAAUAUUCCUCAUGCUGGAUCCUCAGGACGAGUUGUUCGACAGGAAGCUCGCCAGACACCUGGUGUCGCUGUAUUACAAAUCGGAUCUCGAGGAAGAAGACGAUAUAGUGGACAUGAGCAUCCUGCGCGACUACAUAGCUUACGCAAAGGAGCACGUUCGUCCUGCUCUCAACGAGGAGAGCCAGCAGAGGCUGAUCCAGGCUUACGUCGAUAUGCGUAGAGUGGGAAGCGGCUACGGACAAAUCUCGGCCUAUCCGAGGCAGCUGGAGUCGUUGAUAAGACUCUCCGAAUCGCACGCCAAGAUGCGGUUCAGCAAUGUGGUGGAAAUCGUGGACGUCGAAGAAGCUUGGAGGUUGCACCGGGAGGCCCUGAAGCAAUCCGCCAUCGAUCCGCUGAGCGGCAAAAUCGACAUCAGUAUCUUAACGACCGGUAUGUCGUUGGCGGCGAGGAAACGCAGGCAGGAACUGGUCGAAGCGCUGAAGAAGCUCAUUAAGGAGAAAGAUAAAGCGCCGACGCUGAAUUACCAGAAGAUUUUCACGGAACUGAAAGAAUCAUCCAAUGUGCUGGUGACACGCGAAAUGUUUGAAGACGCUCUGAGAGAGCUGCAAGAUAACGGUGUGGUGAUUGUGACUGGCAAAAAUGCCAUUCGUGUGUGUUAGAACUGUUUCGAAUGACGUUCCUUAGGAUACUCCUAGGCUAAAGGUAUCACGCAAAGAUAAAUUAACAAUUCGGUUUGGUUCUGUGAAUCUUGCGAGAGGGUUGACACUGAUUGCAAACAUAUUUUUUAUAAACUCAUCACUUGUAAAGCGUUACAAAUGAGCUGAACGGAAAAAUUGCAAUUUGCGCAAAUUGCAAUCUUUGCGUUCAGUAAAACAAACAAUAUGUGAAGUAUUUUUGUAAUACAAUGCUUCUUUUUGGGUCUUUUUACUGCGUGACUUUUGAAUUCACUUUGAUAAAUGCAAAAAAAUUAUUUUAUAUUCGUCGCAACGGGAGUUUUAAUUAGCAGCGAUAUCAAAAUUAUUUAUAUACAUAGGUCAUUAAAAAAGUUCUCGGAAUGGAAAAACGACAUGUCUUUUUAAAAUGAUUUUUAUUUUCUUCUCGAGUGUUAUUUCUAUAUUUCAAUUCUUUUAGUGUCUCAGAAAAUCGAUACCAUUACUUUUAUAGCUGAUAAAACGAGCUUGGCUUUCUUUGUGAGAAUUUAUAUGUGUUCCAUUGUUUUAAUUUUUGUUUUGCUUCUAACGUAUAGUGGCGGACUCAAGUUUUAUUUGUAAUUACAAAUCGACGCACAAAAUCGGUUGUAUUCUUUUUUAACAGCCCGAUCGUUCUUGAGAAAUUUGCGUUUAAAUGGAUUUUUCAUUAAUUAGCAAAUGCAGCAUUCAUCGUGCAGAAAGCAUUUUCAUUCAUAAUUCAUCGGUUAAAAUAUGAAACGCAUUUUAUCUAAAAUGACUGUUGCGAUUUCAGAAAUGUUUAUUCCACGUUUCUUUCAAAUCUACAUUCAUGCCAUUUCAUUCCGAGAACUUCAGAUGACAUACUAAAUAUUAAAAGGACAUGUAGGAUUGUAUAUUAAAGGGACAUGUUGUUUUGUAUUUUCGCAGUUUUAUAUAUAUAUACACAUACACAGAAAAUUC